Trachemys scripta elegans is the source of this 3537-nucleotide messenger RNA. RefSeq names its product solute carrier family 14 member 2 (gene SLC14A2). Lineage: Eukaryota; Metazoa; Chordata; Testudines; Emydidae. The record is from RefSeq and is a predicted model, not a curated record. The coding region runs from base 552 to 3164 and encodes 870 amino acids. Gene Ontology annotation, cellular component: membrane. Gene Ontology annotation, molecular function: urea transmembrane transporter activity. The transcript has 20 exons. Gene Ontology annotation, biological process: urea transmembrane transport.
UCUAUAAGGAUAAUUCUGGAGGCACGUUACCUGCAGUGCAAUGUAUAUUCCACUAACACAUGUAUGAGCAUACAUUGCACAUACAGGCAUUUUGACGUGUGAUGCUUUACAGCCAAAAUUAGGAAAUUAACGAUCCUGUGACCCUGCCUGCAAGUAAGCAUGCACUUUGCCUACUUAUUACAUGCCGUGCUGCUGUGCAUGUUUCCCUCUUCCUUAUCCAUGGCUUAUAUCACUUGCGAAAUGACAGGAAGGAUGAACAGAUCUUCUCUGAGCGAUAUUUGUGAUGCCUCCAGUAGUUUUCUCUUCACAGACACUUCCCCGGUUGACAUUAAGCUCCACCAUCACUGAGUUUAAGUACCGCGCCUUCCCGGCACACACCAAGAUCUCCCUCCAAGUCUGCUUCUUUGGGAUCUGCUGGAAGAACAGCAAGCCUUUAUAUCUUGCUGAAAUCCCUCUCUGGAGCUCAUCAGGUGUGGCCACUUCUAAUGAGCCAGCUGCCUGGGAAGGGAGUCACCACAUUCUGGAGCUCCUCUCUCAAAAGAGAAUAAACCAUGGAACAUUCUAGACAUAUGGAAGACAGUGAGUUUGUUAGAACCGAUAAUAACGGAGAAAGGAAGAUGUACAAUGAAAAGAGCACAAGAGACCAGAGACCAGUGGGAAGUGGCAAAAGGAGAAUCUGCAAAACACUUGGAUAUCUAACAGGAGAAAUGAAAGAGUGUGGAGACUGGCUGAAAGAUAAACCUCUAGUUGUUCAGUUUAUUGACUGGGUCCUGCGGGGAAUAUCCCAGGUGAUGUUUGUCAACAACCCACUCAGUGGGCUACUUAUUCUAGCCGGACUGUUGAUCCAGAAUCCUUGGUGGACGCUCACAGGCUGUUCAGGAACAGUUGUCUCGACGUUAACGGCACAUAUUCUGAGCCAGGACAGAUCGGCCAUAGCAGCGGGACUGUUCGGCUACAAUGGAGUCCUGGUGGGACUGCUCAUGGCGGUGUUCUCUGACAAAGGAGAUUAUUAUUGGUGGCUUCUACUGCCAGUUGUUGUUACAUCCAUGGCUUGCCCAGUUCUUUCCAGUGCUUUAGGUUCAGUCUUCAGGAAAUGGGACCUUCCUGUUUUCACCCUGCCUUUCAACAUUGCCGUGUCUCUUUACUUGGCUGCCACUGGACACUACAACCUCUUCUUCCCUACGACGCUCAUUCAGCCUGUAACAUCAGUGCCCAAUAUCACCUGGUCUGAAAUCGAAGUGCCACUGUUGCUACAAUCCAUUCCAGUCGGCAUUGGUCAGGUGUAUGGCUGUGAUAAUCCCUGGACUGGUGGCAUCUUCCUGGUUGCUUUACUCAUCUCCUCUCCACAUAUUUGCUUGCAUGCUGCAAUCGGAUCAGCAGUGGGGAUGCUGGCAGCGCUGACCAUUGCCAUGCCAUUUGACAGGCUCUACUUCGGCUUGGCGAGUUACAACUGUGUGCUUGCUUGCAUUGCAAUCGGAGGCAUGUUCUAUGCUCUUACCUGGCAGACACACUUGCUGGCACUUGCCUGUGCAUUAUUCUGUGCCUAUGCUGGAGCAGCUCUUGCCAACAUCUUGUCUGUGAUUGGAUUACCAGCCUGCACCUGGCCUUUCUGCUUCUCUGCGCUUCUCUUUUUGCUCCUAACUACAAAUAAUUCCGCAAUCUACAAGCUGCCACUCUGCAAAGUCACUUAUCCAGAAGCCAACCGAGUCUACUACCUGAGAAUGAAAAGAAGAGAGCAGAAACCCACUGAUGGUGUUAUGGAGGAACAUUCAAUUGAAUUGGAAGCGGAUGAGUGCCAAGGAGAUAUGCAGCCAAAGCAGAGGAACUUGUUUCAAUUCGAUCAGCAGUCUACACGUUGGCCCGUGCGAAGGAGAAGUAAAGUUUUUGGAAAAGUUGAACAUCUGGAUAGACAAAAUGAGGAUCAGUUUUUCCCUCCACACCAACAACAGGAGAAUGAAUCAGCUAAGGAUCUGAAGGGCAACAUGGCUCCUGAAACCAAAAUCACUGAAGAGAAAAGCACUAAAAAUCAGAACAGAGGGACAACAGGUGUGAAAUGCGUCAGCAGAGCUGUCUCCUAUAUCAGGGGAGGAACAAACAUGUCUGGAGGUGGGUCUAAAGAUAAACCUCUAGUAUUUCAGUUUAUUGACUGGGUCUUGCGGGGGACGUCCCAGGUGAUGUGUGUCAAUAACCCACUCAGUGGGUGUCUCAUGAUUGCUGGAUUCCUGGUCCAGAAUCCCUGGUGGGCGCUCACAGGCUGUUUAGGAACAUCUGUCUCAACGUUAGCAGCACUUAUUCUGAGUCAGGACAGAUCAGCCAUAGAAACAGGACUCCAUGGCUAUAAUGGGACCUUAUUGGGAUUACUCAUAGCUGUGUUUUCUGACAAAGGAGACUAUUAUUGGUGGCUUCUACUGCCUGUAGUUGUUACAUCCAUGGCAUGCCCCAUUCUUUCCAGUGCUUUAGGCUCAGUCUUUAGUAAAUGGGACCUUCCUGUUCUCACCUUGCCUUUCAAUAUUGCCGUGUCUCUUUACUUGGCUGCCACUGGACACUACAACCUCUUCUUCCCUACGACGCUCAUUCAGCCUGUAACAUCAGUGCCCCACAUCACCUGGUCUGAAAUCGAAGUGCCACUGUUGCUAAAAUCCAUUCUGGUGGGAAUCGGUCAGGUGUUUGGUUGUGACAAUCCCUGGACUGGUGGCAUUUUUCUGCUCGCUGUCUUUGUAGCAUCACCACUCAUCUGCUUAUACGCUGCAGUUGGAUCAGCAGUGGGCAUGCUGGCAGGCUUGACUGCUGCAGCGCCCUUUGCUGAGAUCUAUUCUGGCUUUUGGGGCUACAACAGCGUCCUCUCCUGCAUUGCAAUAGGAGGCAUGUUCUACGCUCCCACAUGGCAGACCCACUUGCUAGCAGUUGCCUGCGCCUUCUUUGGUGCCUAUCUGGGAGCAGCACUUGCUAAUUCCCUCUCUGUGUUUGGAUUACCAGCCUGCACCUGGCCUUUCUGCUUCUCUGCAUUUCUGUUCCUGCUACUAACUACAGACAACUCUGCCAUCUACAAGCUGCCACUCUGCAAAGUCACUUACCCAGAAGCCAACCGUGUCUAUUACCUGGCAGUGGAAAGAAACAGGAAGGCAACAGUGAUGACAAAACAGCCGUCUAACAUGGCUUCCUAAUGCAGUUGCACAGCUCUGCUCCAAAUAUGUGAACUAAAUCCUCCUUGGGACAUUUCUAAACAAACAAUACUGCAUUUUGUUUUCUGAAGAUGAUGGUUUUCUUUUGUGUAUCAUGAAAUGGAUGUAAUUAUAAUGGAUUUCAUUUUAGAAUUAAGCUGUCUUGCUUAAAGCCUUUACACACUCAUUUCCUAUAACACAGAGAGCGGUAAGAAUGGCUGAGUUAUUGGAAUGCUGAUUAACUGCUGACCCAGAACAUUAGGUCUGCGUCAUGCAUGGAGAUAGGUGAAGGAGGUGAUGCUGGACGGAUCUGUACUAGGUUGAGAUUAGCUUUUGUGGGUGCAAGCAUUUGGGCAUAGAAAUGGCUGAAAUAGCC